This is a messenger RNA of Cetraspora pellucida, 320 nucleotides long. NCBI's taxonomy places the organism in Eukaryota, Fungi, Glomeromycota, Glomeromycetes, Diversisporales, Gigasporaceae. The record is from the annotation of a GenBank genome assembly.
AUAAUGAAUAUUUAGCCUCAUUCAAAAUUUCAACUCCAAUUAAAUCUCUUCAUGAACUUGCUGAUUCUGCUGAAAAACAAUUUAUAAAAAUUAACAAAACUGAUCAUAAUAUUAAUCAUCAAACUUACUACUUUUAUGAAUACUUUAAAGCUUUUCUUCAAGCAGCAGUUCAAAAUGAUGAAAUCUUCAACUUAAGCUAUGAUCAAGCUAUUAAAAAAGCUACAACUCAAAUUACAAACAUUCAUUUUCUAGCCAGAAUUAUUACCUACUUUAAAAUACUUAAACAAAGUGAUACAAAUCUUUCUAUUUCUUUUAUCUGA